AUAUAUUUCUCUGGUCAAUCAAUGGUAUUUUGCAACGUACUGGGGAUUAAAAUUGAGAGUGUAUUUUAAAAUGACCAUUAAUAUUUAUAGAAUUGAUUCUUUAAUUCAUCCGGAGCUGUCGGUGUGAGAAGGGAGAACGGGUUAGAUAGAUAUAAAGGACAGACAGAAAACUGUUCUACCUCACUCAGAGGCGGGAAAUCAUGGCAUUGGAGGAAAUCAAGAGCAGGUUUGAGGGGAACUGGCAGUGUGUACAAACAGAGAACGUGGAACCAUUCCUGGAAGCCAUGGGUGUAAAUGUCAUCAAACGGAAGGCAGCCUCUGUGCUGAAACCAAACCUGAUCAUCACGGUGAAAGACGGAAAGCUGGAGUUUGUCCGGAAACUCCCGAUGAAGGAAGUAAGGAACCAGUUUGCCCUGGAUGAAGAGAUCGAAGUAUCAGAAGAGGAUCAUAAAUACAAGGCAAAAGUGACCUACUCUGAUGGAAAAAUGAAGAUUGAAUUAAAAGCUACAGAUGGUAAAUCUAAAGACAAUGUGGUAAUAAGAGAAAUAGAGGGAGAUAAUCUAAUACAAACGGCAACUUGCGAUGGGGUGAUUGCGAAGACGACUUUCAAAAAAUCUUAAUUUCUCAGAUUAAUUAUCAUUAAUAUAAUAUAUAAUAUUGUGGCAUUGUGUAAUAAAAGGGUUUGUACAGUC
Molecule: messenger RNA, 692 nt
Organism: Saccostrea cuccullata (small rock oyster)
Lineage: Eukaryota; Metazoa; Mollusca; Bivalvia; Ostreida; Ostreidae
Product: fatty acid-binding protein homolog 5-like
Exons: 4
Coding region: 201-620 (139 amino acids)
Biological process (GO): fatty acid transport
Cellular component (GO): nucleus; cytosol
Molecular function (GO): fatty acid binding
Source: RefSeq, a predicted model, not a curated record